Messenger RNA from Xiphias gladius (swordfish), 610 nucleotides. RefSeq names its product acylphosphatase 1, erythrocyte (common) type (gene acyp1). Gene Ontology annotation, molecular function: acylphosphatase activity. The transcript has 3 exons. The coding region runs from base 125 to 421 and encodes 98 amino acids. The record is from RefSeq and is a predicted model, not a curated record. NCBI's taxonomy places the organism in Eukaryota, Metazoa, Chordata, Actinopteri, Istiophoriformes, Xiphiidae.
CUGGUGUUCUCCGAUUGGUCAGUCAAACCUCACUUCCUGAGGCAGAGUCCCGUAUGUUUUCAAACGGAGAUCUGUCGGAGCUGGAUGGUCAUCUCGCGGCUUCCCAAAAAGAUUUAGGUCCACUAUGUCCAAUGAAGACUUAAUUUCAGUGGAUUAUGAAAUUUUUGGAAGAGUGCAGGGUGUAUUUUUUCGGAAAUACACUCAAGCAGAGGGGAAGAAGCUUGGCCUGGUUGGGUGGGUCCAAAACACAGGCGCAGGAACUGUUCAGGGACAGCUACAAGGACCACACAGCAAGGUGAAAGAAAUGCAAGAAUGGCUGAAAUCCACUGGGAGCCCCAAGUCACAAAUAACUAAGGCGGACUUCAAGAAUGAGAAAAUAGUUGACAGCCUAGAACACUCAUCUUUUAACAUUGUAAAAUAAAAUAAUCCAUAGAUUGUGCAUGUAAUAUUAACUUAAAAGCAGAUGUGGUAUUUAUUUAGUCUUUUUAUUGGUUAUAAUGUGGCUCAUAUAAUGAGUUGAAAAUAUGUUUGUAUGUUAGGUCUCCUUAACAUCUACAAUAUAUGGAAUUACAAUGGAUAAAUGGGAAUAAUAAAUGGAAAGUUCCUUUCA